Messenger RNA from Gambusia affinis (western mosquitofish), 3952 nucleotides. RefSeq names its product fas-binding factor 1 homolog. The coding region runs from base 440 to 3757 and encodes 1105 amino acids. The record is from RefSeq and is a predicted model, not a curated record. Gene Ontology annotation, cellular component: ciliary basal body; ciliary transition fiber; centriole. The transcript has 30 exons. Lineage: Eukaryota; Metazoa; Chordata; Actinopteri; Cyprinodontiformes; Poeciliidae. Gene Ontology annotation, biological process: establishment of epithelial cell polarity; cilium assembly.
GCAAUUGGAUCAGUAAACAGGAAGCUCAUGCUUUACCGGGACAACCCUGUAUAACAGUCUGUAUGAAAACUCUUCAGGUUUUGGAAACACUGUUUCGUACUCAUCAUUAUUUAUGUAUCUAUAUUGCUAACCAUUAGGUUUGUGCUUUAUUAGCUAAAGUAUGUAUUCCUGACGGUGGGAUAUAUUACCGUGAGGUUGGCUCAUUUAAGAACUUGGUAAAUAAAUGCUAAAGACAGUCUUUUGGAUAAAAAGCGUGUGUUUUUCUAUCUAUUACAAUGGAACCCGCUGUUUAUAGUUCAUUCUGUCGCUAAUAUAAAAGAAGACGCAGGGUAGAGCAACGGAGUGGUUACCAAUGGAGACAGGAGACGCCUAAAGAGAUUUAGCUAGCUUUAGCUCGUUAGCUUCCUUCAAAUCUUUCCGCUUCCAGCCAAGAUUCAUCAUGCCUUCAAAGCCGACGAGUAAAGCCUCCCAAAACCUUUUUGAAGAUGAUGACAUACUUAACAGCUUAUUCAAUGACGAUUCAAAGCAACCAACGCGAUCAAAGGGGGCUCGUGGUGGACGGCCAAACGUCUCAUCUCCCACUAAUAACAUGUUCAGCAGAAUGGCGGAGGAAGUCAGAAGGGACGACUUGGAGGCCUCAGAUGUCUCUGAGGCUGAUCCCAGCGACGUGCUGAAGAACCUGAAGGGCAUGGAUGAUUUAGAGGCCGACUUGUUUCCGUCAAAGAAAAAGCUUCCCCUACAAACAAAGUCAGUCGGUAAUGAAGACCCUGUGAAAGACUCCUCUGUGUUAGAAAGUAAUGCAAAUCUUGAGGGAGCAGAUGAGGCCACAGGAGGAGGGAAGAAGCCAAACGCUGCCCCUUCAUCCUCAUCACAUAAGUACAAUGACUUCUUUGAUGUAGACGACCCCCUGGUUGAUUCGCUUGAUGACCUGCUUCCGGAUGAAACCAGGCCUGAACCUAAACCCCGGCAGAGCAAGCCUGACAAAUCUGUGCCGCCUGCAUCAGCAUCUCCCAUCCUGAGGAGCCAAAUGACAAAGACGUCGAAAAAAGAAGAUAAGGAUGAUCUCCUUGACGCCCUCGGGUUUGAGAGCCACAAAGACGAUCCCAGGAAGAAAGAGUCUCCACUUUGGUCUUCCAUAGAGAAGAGAGAAGCCCCUCAGAGACCUCGUACCAGAAUUCAAGAUAUUCUGGACGCCUCCACCUCAGCCCGACCGCCCACAGGCGAGAGGAAAGACGAGAAGCUGCAACAGGAGAAGAACCUCGGUCUGAAAGAUCCAUUUGUGGAAGAUGACCUCACGUUUGGGUCCUAUCAGCCGACUAUAGCGACCACACCCGAGGGCCGCCAGUCCCGCAGACAGUCUGUCAGAUUUUCUACCGAAGACGUCAGAUUCUCUUCCCCAGAGAGGAAACGCCAACCUAGCACCCCGCCAACCAGCCGACACAGAAAUUCAGCGGAGUGGCUUGGCCUCACAGCAAACGACGAGCUUGACGAUUUAGAAGAAGGUUCCAAAACAGUGAAAAGUUCAGCUGCGUCUCCAAAAGUUCCCUCCUCUCCUGUACUGGAGAGAAAGUCUUCGUUGACUGGAAAUCAAGCCCCAUCUGUCGCAAGAAUGACAGAAGAUGCUCCAAACUCCAAACAGAGCAAAUCUGAUGUUUCUAAAGGCAACAAGAAGGAUGAAGAGGAAGACUAUGACUGGUUGGACGAGGCACUGAGCAGGAAGAAGGCUCUAUCUGAGGCAAAAGCUCCUAAUCUGGGAGACUCUCUGAAAAUUGAGUCAGUUGUCAGUAACCAAGAUAAGGCUGCACUUCCCAGAGACAGAGAGGAAACGUUCCCAUCCAUCAGAGACAUCAGUCCUGCUGCUCAUUCCACUCCAAUCAGAGAGGAGAAGCCAAGUCAAGCGAGUCCUCAGCAAAACCCAACGAAGGGAACAUCAUCUACUGUUCAACAACAGGUGUCAUAUGCAGCAGACAAUCUCCAGCAGUUGCUACUACAGCAGCAGAUGAUGCAGGCUCAGUUGCUGGGUCUGGGUAGUGCUGCUGACGCAGGAGCUCUGCAGAGACUUAAAGAGAAGGAGCAACAGCAUGGGGAAUGUCAGGCUUUACAAGCUCGCAUCAUCCAGUUGGAGGGAGAGGUGAAGAUGUUGCAGCUGGAGCGGGACCAAAGCCAGAUGAUUUUAGAGAACAUCCAACACAGGCAUAAGCAGAAUGUGCAGCUCCUGGAGAACACACACAAAACUCGUGUGAAGCUGAUGGAGGAGUCAGCAGCCCAAAGAGAGACCCGAGCUCGGCUGGAGUGCGAAGAGCUAAUGGAGCGCCUGGCUACGUUAACAAGGUCAGCCGAGCAGGAGCGCUCAGAGCUGCAGGCGCAGUACCACCGGAAGCUGGCGCAAGCCCAACAGGACAGAGACCGAGAGGUGGAGAGGCUCCGAGAUCUUCAAAGAAAAUCUAUCUUAGAGAUGAAAAAAGACCACGAGGAGCAGCUUCAGAGGUUGAAGAGAUUAAAGGACGAAGAGAUCGAUGCUGUUACAAGCGCAACAUCUCAGACCAGAUCUCUCGCAGGGGUGAUUGAGCAGAUGGAGCAGUUCUCUUCCCGGCUCGGAGAGCUCUCUUGUCGAGUAGAGAGCACGCACGAGCACACCGCCCACGGCCUAGAGCAAGGGGCACGACACCGGGACGAGCAGCUUCGAAUAAUGCAGGAGCGUCUGGCCCAGCAGCAGAAAGCCAUGGCAGAGGAGAGAACGUACCUGAAGGAAAUCAUUUCAAGGAUGGACUCUCAGAUCAGCGAGCAGCAAAGGCAGCUGGAGAAGGAACGCUGGAAAGUAACGGCGGAGCAGGCAAAGGCUGAGUCCACCCAGAGGGGCCUGGAGGAAGAGCGACGUGUCUUCACUAUGCAGAUCAACAUGGAGCGGGAAGAGCUGGAGAGAGCGAAGAGCUCAUUGCUGGAGGAGCAGAAAUCUGUGAUGCAGCAUUGUGCAGAGGAGAGAAGAAAACUGGCAGCGGAAUGGGCUCACUUCCACACGCAGGAGAAACAGAGGCAUGACAAAGCCGAACGGGAGGUUAACAGCCUCUUGGAGAGGAGAGAAGGAUCCAUCAUCAGUCUGGCACAAGAACAAGCUGACUUGAAGCUUCGCAUGGCUGAAUUAAAGCAGAAGGAGAUGGCCGUGACACAAGAGAAAGAGACUCUUGCCAGACUAAAGGAAGAACUGGACAGAGAGAAGGAGAAAGCCAGUAGCAUGGCUCUAAGACUCAAAACAAGAGCCGAAGAGGUUGAGGCCUUCAGCAAGCUUGCAGCAGAGAAGUAUGAAGAGGGCGAGCGAGCAUUGCUAGAGGCGAAACGCGUGGAGUCGGAGCACAUGGCUCGACUAAGAAAUAUCCAGUCUCAAACUGAGAAUUUGAGGCAGCAGGAGCAACGGAUCCUAAAGGAGCGCAUGCAAGGAAAACAUCUGCAGGAAGAUACAGAAAGACUUAGGGAAUAUCCCACCAUCUCACCGUUGCCUCAUAUUAUUCCACCUAUUUUAACAGUUUCUUCUGUAGACUCUGUUCCAGUGUUUCCUUCUUUCCCUGAACUGACAACAUCCGUCAGGAAUAAUCCUUCAAAUCCUCUGGAGAACUAUCAGUCCAUGACGCUUGAGGCCAGUCUGGCCCUGUGGAAGUACACAGCGGAAAAGGAUCGUGAAUUCCUCCUUGAGGAGCAGAUUUUUCUAGAAAAUCUAAAGAAGAAAUCCUACAAGUUCAACACAGACAGUAAAACCUGCUGAUCCGUUUGCAUAUUUGGAUUUGUAUUAUAUCUGUACAGUUUCUAAACAAAGUUUUUCAAUACGUGUGGCUUUGCUCAUUCCAACAUUUUGCUCUCAAUUUUUAUUAAGCAUCACGCCUCCCGAUUCCUUCAAACCGCUCUUGUGUCAGCUUGUUUGCCAGCUCCAUCUGUAAGGUAAAGACAAAUAUGUAAAAUA